Molecule: messenger RNA, 531 nt
Organism: Beta vulgaris subsp. vulgaris (sugar beet)
Lineage: Eukaryota; Viridiplantae; Streptophyta; Magnoliopsida; Caryophyllales; Amaranthaceae
Exons: 2
Coding region: 1-531 (176 amino acids)
Source: RefSeq, a predicted model, not a curated record
AUGAAGGAGCUCCGAGAAUUAAAACAUUUUCUUGGUCUUGAAGUGGAGCGGACUAAUGAUGGGAUAUUUCUAUGCCAACAAAAAUAUGCCCGUGAUCUUCUAGAAAAAUAUGGAAUGGUCGAUUGCAAGCCUAUGUCAACUCCAGUGGAGGUUAAUGCACGGUUAUGUUCAGUCGAAGACAAAGAUCUAGAAGAUGUAACCAUGUACAGACAAUUGGUGGGAAGUCUUAUCUAUCUCACGUUAAGCAGACCAGAUAUUGUAUAUGCAGUGAGUGUGAUUAGUCGAUUCAUGCAAAAAACCGAUGAAGCGUCACCUAGAGGUAGUACGUCGAAUAUUAAGUCAACUAAUGGUUAUGUGUUCAAUCUGGCGUCUGGAGCAAUCUCUUGGUGUAGUAAGAGACAACCAACAGUGUCACUGUCAAGUACAGAAGCAGAAUAUCGAGCAGCAGUUAUGGCAACACAAGAGUGUGUGUGGUUGGCGCAAUUACUGAAGGAUCUGCAUCAGCCAAUUGAUCGGGGAAUCAAGUUAUGA